Molecule: messenger RNA, 2618 nt
Organism: Branchiostoma belcheri (Belcher's lancelet)
Lineage: Eukaryota; Metazoa; Chordata; Leptocardii; Amphioxiformes; Branchiostomatidae
Product: putative GPI-anchored protein pfl2
Exons: 3
Coding region: 93-2537 (814 amino acids)
Biological process (GO): positive regulation of DNA-templated transcription
Cellular component (GO): nucleoplasm; chromatin
Molecular function (GO): zinc ion binding; ubiquitin-protein transferase activity
Source: RefSeq, a predicted model, not a curated record
GGUUUUGAGAGUAAACAGGGACUUCCCCUCUGACAGCUGUCGCCUAGUGGUGCAUAUAUGACUGGCCUUCCAGGUUGUGGACUGUGGACAGAAUGGCGUCAGGUGACCUUACCGAGGAGAUAGAAGAAGACAUUCUGAGCUGUCCUAUCUGUUACGACCACCUGACGGAGCCCAAGGCCCUGCCCUGUCAGCACACGUACUGCUGCAGCUGUCUACAGGCACUGGCCAGGAGAGCCAAAAAUGGACAAAUCCACUGUCCAGAAUGCGGAAAAAUGGUGGUCAUCCCUAAAGAUGGAGUGCAAGCCUUCCCCACAAACUACCUGGUUGCAAAUGUCCUGGAGAAGGUCCAACAGUGCAAAGAAAACAAGAAGAAACAAUCCGAUGAGACAGACAUGUGUGACAUUCACAAACAGGAAGCCCAAGUAGUAUGUGACAACUGUAAUGUUGUCGUCUGCACGGCCUGCCUAAAAUCAGGCCACAAGGGACACGUUCUCAAACACAUCGACCAAGACAAAGCCAUCAGGAUGGAAGAAGUGAAAAAGCUUAUCAUGGAAAGUGGGGAGGUUUCCGCAGGCCUUUCUCUCCAGGAAUCGCACACUCUGUUGGUGAAACAGCGUCUUCAAGAGAAGCAUGAAGAGAUCAUGAAGCAGAUUGAAUCCAGGACGGCUGCGGCUAUUCACACACUCCAGCGCCAGAAAAAGAACCUCCUAGAAGAACUCCGCCAACAGAGGGAAAGAAAACUGAAAAAGAUAGACAAGAGAGAGAAGCAGUGUAACAAGUUAAUAGACACGAUGCUUGCAGGUAGGACUCGAGCUGAAGAAGCCAUCAACAGCACCAGACCGUUGCUGUACAAAGAUGUCUCCUCUCACUGUCUUGUUCUGUCAGCCGCCAUUUCGGAAGGCACAGCGUACCGUGCGAAAUAUUCUUCACUACAGGAAGAUGUAUGUGGCCUCAGGUUUGAACCAAGCUUGGUGGAACUGGGGCGCAUCGUCGAAACAAGUGUUCAAGCAAGCCCUCGCAGUGGUCCUAGCUCUCUGGCAUCUGGUAGUCAUAAGGUCCGACGAUUGUCAGCUGGCACGUCUGCCACCAAAGACCAAAGCAACAACAGCAAUUCAGGAUCAUCUGUCAAAGCAGCAACUUCUGGUGGUACUUCUGGCUGCAACGGCAGUCUGAUCGUUUUGGAUGAUGAUGAUGAUGGUGCGUCGAAUAGUAGCCACACUUCUAGUACUGACCAGCAAGAACCAGCUUCAAAGAAGCGCAAUCGAUCCCCAAACCCUUAUGUCCGUCAUCCGGGACUUAGGCAGAGGCACACAGUCCCUCAAGCCUCGUGUAGCCACGCUUCCAAUCCACCAGCAAGACUUGAGAGUAACACCACCACAGGGCCCAGUAACAGUGUCAACUCAGCUCAAAAGGUGGCACAAAGACAAACCAGCCUUGUGACCCAAGUCCGAGAAAUACUUGCGGGUAACACUAACAGGUCCGCAGGAGAGAGUACUGCUGACGAACUAGCUCGAAGGGUAGCACAAGAAUACACCAGGCUUCAGCGCUCGCAAGCUUUAAGGGUACCAGCAAGUUACAUAAAACCGAUGAUAAAGAUCAUGAGGCUGCAGCCAUCAGACAACAUCUCCACUAGUACUGCCUCCUCAAGCAGAGCAUCUGCAUCAGCCAGUUCCAAUAACACUGCACAGCCUGAAGCAGUAAGAGCUGGCCCAUCCUCCUCAGCCAAUGGUGAUGAUGAUACUAUACAACUUGUCAGGAACCUCAGGAGAGCAUAUGCAUCUACAGCAACAUCUGCAUCAACCAGUUCCAAUAACACUGCGCAGCCUGACGCAGUAAGAGAUGGUCCAUCCUCCUCAGCCAAUGGUGAGAAUGACAGAGGAUCUGGCAAGAAGUUUAACAGAGCAUCUGCAUCUAUGUCAAUAUCUGCAUCUAUGUCGACUACAUCAACCAGUCCCAACAACACUUGGCAGCCUGCCGCAGUAAGAGCUGGUCCAUCCUUCUCAGUCAGUGUUGGGGAUGUCAGACAACUUGUCAGGAACCUCAGGAGAGCAUCUGCAUUUACCUCAACAUCUGUAUCAGCCAGUUCCAAUAACACUGUGUGGCCUGAAGCAGCAAGAGCUGGUCCAUCCUCCUCAGUCAGUGGUGAUGAUGAUACUAUACAACUUGUCAGGAACCUCAGGAGAGCAUCUGCAUCUAUCUCAACAUCGACAUCUGCAUCAACCAGUUCCAAUAACACUGCGCAGCUUGAAGCAGUAAGAGCUGGUCCAUCCUCCUCACUCUCAGCCAAUGGUGAUGAUGAUACUAUACAACUUGUCAGGAACUUGAGGAGAGCAUCUGCAUCUAUCUCAACAUCAACAUCUGCAUCAACCAAUUCCAAUAACACUGCACAGCCUGAAGCAGUAAGAGCCGGUCCAUCCUCUUCAGCUAAAGAUGAGGAUGACAGACGACCUGUCAAGAAGCUAAAGCUGGCUCAUAAAGAGCAUUCGAUUGUUCACAACAAAGGUGAAGCUACUGAUGAUGAUGAUGAUGAUAACUAGCGUGUUCAGAUGCAGUUUCCAAACAAAAUAACGUGGUCAUCAAGUUUGUGUAACAGGCCUCCAACAUGUACAAAAGUCUUA